Molecule: messenger RNA, 1479 nt
Organism: Pipistrellus nathusii (Nathusius's pipistrelle)
Lineage: Eukaryota; Metazoa; Chordata; Mammalia; Chiroptera; Vespertilionidae
Source: the annotation of a GenBank genome assembly
AUGAUAAUCAAAAGAAUGAGUUACUUCUACAUGACCAGCUUUUGGCUUCUCUUCCUGAUUAAUAUUCCCCCUGAAACAACUGGCCAAGGGGAAUCAAGACGACAGGAACCUGGGGAUUUUGUGAAGCAGGAUAUUGGCGGACUGUCUCCCAAACAUGCCCCAGAUAUUCCCGAUGAUAGCACUGAAAACAUCACCAUCUUCACCAGAAUCUUGGAUCGUCUUCUGGAUGGCUAUGACAACCGGCUGCGACCUGGUCUUGGAGAUGCAGUGACUGAAGUGAAGACUGAUAUCUAUGUGACCAGUUUUGGCCCUGUGUCAGAUACUGACAUGGAGUACACCAUAGAUGUAUUUUUUCGACAGACAUGGCAUGAUGAAAGACUGAAAUUUGAUGGACCAAUGAAGGUCCUUCCACUGAACAAUCUUCUGGCUAGUAAAAUCUGGACCCCUGACACCUUCUUUCACAAUGGGAAGAAAUCGGUGGCCCAUAACAUGACCACACCUAACAAGUUGCUCAGACUGAUAGACAAUGGAACCCUCCUCUACACAAUGAGGUUAACAAUUCAUGCUGAGUGUCCCAUGCAUUUGGAAGAUUUUCCCAUGGAUGUGCAUGCCUGCCCACUGAAGUUUGGAAGCUAUGCCUAUACAAAAGCUGAAGUGGUUUAUUCUUGGACUCUUGGGAAGAACAAAUCUGUGGAAGUAGCACAGGACGGCUCUCGCCUGAAUCAGUAUGAUCUGCUGGGCCAUGUUGUUGGGACAGAUAUAAUCCGCUCUAGUACAGGAGAAUAUGUUGUCAUGACAACCCACUUCCACCUCAAGAGAAAAAUUGGCUACUUUGUGAUCCAGACCUACUUGCCGUGCAUUAUGACUGUCAUUCUGUCACAAGUGUCUUUCUGGCUCAACAGAGAGUCUGUUCCUGCCCGUACAGUCUUUGGUGUCACCACUGUUCUCACUAUGACCACUCUGAGUAUCAGUGCCAGAAACUCCUUACCUAAAGUGGCAUAUGCGACGGCCAUGGACUGGUUCAUAGCCGUCUGUUAUGCCUUUGUAUUUUCUGCGCUGAUUGAAUUUGCCACUGUCAACUACUUCACCAAGAGGAGUUGGGCUUGGGAAGGCAAGAAGGUACCAGAGGCCCUCGAGAUGAAGAAAAAAACACCAGCAGCUCCGACAAAGAAAAUCGGCACCACCUUCAACAUCGUGGGGACCACCUAUCCCAUCAACCUGGCUAAGGACACUGAGUUCUCCACCAUCCCCCAGGGUGCUGCUCCAAGUGCCCCCUCAACCCCAACUACUAUUGCUUCACCGAAGACCACCUACGUGCCGGACAUCCCAACUGAAACCAAGACCUACAAUAGUGUCAGCAAGGUUGACAAAAUUUCCCGCAUCGUCUUUCCUGUGCUCUUUGCCAUUUUCAAUUUGGUCUAUUGGGCCACAUAUGUCAACCGUGAGUCAGCUAUUAAGGGCAUGAUUCGCAAACAAUAG